GUAAGUUUAUAGUGACAUUACCACUUGAAUUGGCCUAAAAAUAUCUCUGUAUGAGAGGAUACUAUGUUCUAUAGGUAGUUAAAGAAGUUGGAACCAAGACCCGAGAACUCAACGUUAGUUCGAAUUAUCUUGAGGUAUGUAUUAGUCGUAUGUUAUGAAUUACUCAAUAUAGAGUCAUUCCUCGACAUAAUACUUGGUAUCUGGGGGCGCAGUUAAUAAAUAAGAGUCAUGUGGCCAAAGUUGCGCCUACACCGUCACGAAAGCGAGAUCUCUAGGCGAUGAGCUGAACAGAGCUGAACUAGCUGUGCCGCACUGGGUAAUUUCCGCAUCGCUUACGGGUGGGCCGGCAUAGUUUCUAUGACCAGUGGACAAUGCACAUGUGCUCGUGUCGAUGCUUGGCAUGGGAAUCAACGUUACAGGGACAAUCUGAAAUGGAGUUCUAGGCUUCACUCGGUAUGGCACCUCCUUGAAGUUUAGUCGGUGACCAGGCCUAGUAUCUCACGAUGUGCCUUAGGCCCGAAAGCGACGUGCAAGAUCCUACUAGGACUUGGAAAUUCGCGUAUAAAGACACCGGGAGGUCCAGCUCGUUCACGAUGGCAUCUCUUGUGAAUCACGACGACAUUCCUCUUGCCAAAUUCAUCGAUCAGGAUUAAACUCGUUAGCGUACACAAUGAGGUCUCUACUACCAACGCUUUCCCUGGCUAUCGCCGUUAGCGCUAUCCCCGACAUCACCGUUGUUCCCAAGGAGCUUUCUUGUAGCAACUGGCCCUUCUUUCGGCAGACGUCUAGCGUUGCGGGUCCAUUCAACAUCUUCGCCGACUCAACCGACAAAGACAUCGACGGCAACAAAGCCAGCUAUACCAACAUAUCCGAUGUUACGAUUGCCUCUGCUUGGUUGGGUAUAAGCAACAUCAAAGAUGUAGCAGUUCCUCAAAUCCAAUGCCAGGCGUUCGGCAGCGCAGAGAUGUUAGCCGUGAGCUUGAACGGCCAAUUCCAGCCCCUCAGCAUAUCAGAGUACAUUUAUCACGAGUACGACGGUUUAAUCUUCGCGAAGACCGUGGCUCGGGGCGCUCCCAUCGAACCUCACUGGCAUUACUACCCCAACGGCACCCGGCAGGAUGGCACGUUUUUGGGGUGGAACAACUUCACGACGUGGGCGUACUUACUCGAUGAGGCGUCUCAGAAGUACCGAAUCCGUCUCUUAACAGACACGUCGCAGAAGCUCUUAGACGGAGAGUUCACCGGCUUCGUGCGAGCUGGCUUUCCAGGUCUGUCCGACUAAAUGGUUGCAGCUGUUGAGGUUUCUAGCAAGCAAAGGCUUGGGCAGUGUAAAGUUGCCUACUAAUGUCUAAUGUGUUCUUGCUUUUUCAAGCUAGCUUAGAUAUUUAAUGCCACUUGAACGCCAACUAAGCGUUGGAUCUGUUUACCCGUA
Daldinia vernicosa is the source of this 1432-nucleotide messenger RNA. RefSeq lists its product as uncharacterized. The transcript is spliced from 2 exons. Bases 671 to 1282 code for a protein of 203 amino acids. The record is from RefSeq and is a predicted model, not a curated record. Lineage: Eukaryota; Fungi; Ascomycota; Sordariomycetes; Xylariales; Hypoxylaceae.